UCUCCCCUCAACACUGCGUGCUUGUCCAAACGGAUCGCAGAUCUCGGAGCCGUGGAUUUCUAUUAGUAGGACUUUGCUGCGCACAUUUCAUCUCCAGCUGAUCUGCUGGUUGUGUGUUUUGUUUUGAUACUUUAUAUCCAGCAGUCCUCGGCUUUUUUUUUUUUCCCAAAUCGGCAGUUUGGUGAUAUUUUCGCAGGGGAAACCUCUUGACACGGACAGAGGGUUUCUUUGCUGAGCUCCGCUUUGAGCCCAUGAAAACAGGAGAGGAGGGAGAACCGAGAGAAGUCAUCAACUUCACCUGAACAAAGAAGAGGCAAAAGAGGAUACACAUGGGGCAGGGAGAGGCUUCAGCGCGGGGGACAAGCAUGGAGGGGGACUGUCUCAGCUGCAUCAAGUACCUCAUGUUUGUCUUCAAUUUCCUCAUCUUUCUGGGAGGCUCUUUCCUCCUGGGAGUGGGAGUAUGGGUACUGGUGGACCCCACAGGGUUCAGAGAAAUUGUAGCAGCCAACCCCCUGCUAUUCACUGGUGUCUACAUCAUCCUGGGGAUGGGAGGCAUGCUCUUCCUCCUGGGCUUCCUUGGCUGCUGUGGAGCCAUCCGCGAAAACAAGUGUCUGCUCCUCUUUUUCUUCAUGCUCAUCCUGCUCAUCUUCUUAGCAGAGCUGGCUGCUGCCAUCCUGGCCUUCAUAUUCCGGGAGCAUCUGACCAGAGAGUACUUCACCAAGGAGCUGAAGAGACAUUAUCAGGGCUACAACAACACUGACGUCUUCACCUCCACAUGGAAUGCCAUCAUGACUACAUUUGACUGCUGUGGGGUGAACAGCCCAGAGGAUUAUAAGGACAGCCUGUUCAGGAUGAUGAACCGAAAGCAUAUGGUGCCAGAAGCCUGCUGCCAGCGUACCAGUCAGACCGGAGAGGUGGCCUAUAUCAACCAGGAGCAGUGCUUAUUAGGCAAUAUGAUGUUCCGCAAUAACAAGGGCUGUUACUCUGCAGUAGUCGACUACUUCGAACUGUACAUCUAUGUGGCUGGAGCACUGGCCAUUGUGGUGCUGACUAUUGAGCUCUUUGCCAUGGUCUUCGCGAUGUGUCUCUUCAGGGGAAUCCAAUAGAGCUGCUCCAGUGAACUUCUUUUUUUUUUUUUUAAAGAAAAAAAGGGAAUACAGGAGAAAAGAACAAAAUGGACACUUGUAAAUUUGUUGAUCUCUUUUUCUAUUGGCUAAUUGGUAGAAAAAACAAACUCUCAAACUCUUGUACUUCACAGCUGGACUUUUGAGGUACUGGGUGGCAAAAAAAACAAACAACAACACAUGCACACACACACACACACACACACACACACACACACACACACACACACACACACACACACACACACAUAAAC
Anoplopoma fimbria (sablefish) is the source of this 1378-nucleotide messenger RNA. RefSeq names its product tetraspanin-18-like. Bases 330 to 1106 code for a protein of 258 amino acids. The transcript has 9 exons. The record is from RefSeq and is a predicted model, not a curated record. Lineage: Eukaryota; Metazoa; Chordata; Actinopteri; Perciformes; Anoplopomatidae. Gene Ontology annotation, cellular component: membrane.